Molecule: messenger RNA, 336 nt
Organism: Fusarium fujikuroi IMI 58289
Lineage: Eukaryota; Fungi; Ascomycota; Sordariomycetes; Hypocreales; Nectriaceae
Exons: 1
Coding region: 1-336 (111 amino acids)
Source: RefSeq, a predicted model, not a curated record
AUGUCUUCUCAGAACACCAACACCGCUGAGAUCAAAGAGUCUGCUGGUUCUCGUCGCCGUAGCUCUGCCACCAUGGGCAACUUUGCUAACGAGCCAGUCGAUCGCAGCGCCGAGACUGCGGUGUCUCGAAAGCAGAAGCGGGCCAACCGCCGAAGCACUCUCCGAAUGCAGUGGGAGGUGGCCCCUUUCCUCGGAAUGGACCUAGAUGACGAGAAGGACGAGGCGAAGGAGAUCAAGAAGGCUAGCGAGAAGAAGGAGAAGGAGAACGAGCAGAAGAAAGCUGAGGAGAAUGAACAGAAGGACGAUGAAGAGAAUGAGGCUGAGAAGGAGAAGUAA